Molecule: messenger RNA, 900 nt
Organism: Diatraea saccharalis (sugarcane borer)
Lineage: Eukaryota; Metazoa; Arthropoda; Insecta; Lepidoptera; Crambidae
Source: the annotation of a GenBank genome assembly
AUGUCGAUAGAAUACGUUCCGGUAAGCGAGGGCGAGCAAGAUGAGCCCAUCGAAUUGCCGACAGAGGAGGAUGGCACGCUGUUGCUAAGCACAGUUGCCGCCCAGUUUGCAGGUGCUAGCGGUCUUAAGUAUCGUGCGGGUGGACGCCUACGGGGCGUACGCCAAACCGACGAUCGUCUGUCUCCGCCGGGCGAAGGCUGGUCUGCACAUCGCUACUGGUGUGCUUUUCCGCGCACUGAGCCUACUCUAUCUCCACGACCGCGAUGUUCUGAUCUUAUAGUGCUUGGUUUACCAUGGAAAACGGGAGAGGAAGCGGUACGAGAGUACUUCUCCACCUUCGGAGAGUUACUCAUGGUGCAAGUGAAGCGCGAUGCAAAAACGGGCCUAUCUAAAGGUUUCGGUUUUAUAAAAUUCGCAGAAUACGAAGCACAGGUGCGUGCACUCGGGCGACGACACAUGAUCGACGGCCGCUGGUGCGACGUUCGGAUUCCCAAUGGCAAGGAUGGCGGCGCUACCGCCCACCGUAAGGUGUUUGUAGGCCGGUGUACCGAGAGCCUUACCGCCGACGAUCUUCGUGAAUAUUUUGGUGCAUUUGGGCAAGUGACCGAUGUGUUUGUUCCACGGCCUUUCCGUGCAUUCAGCUUUGUGACUUUCCUAGACCCUGAGGUGGCACAAUCUUUAUGUGGGCAGGACCACAUCAUCAAAGGUGUGUCUGUAAAUAUCUCAACGGCAUCUCCGAAACGGGAACGUGGCACACGAAGUUCGCACCUGUUAGGAUGGGGUCUAGUAGAAGGCGGCACGCGUGUCUUCAACUGGGCUGGCGACUGGCCCGCCGCAGCCCACGCCCCGCCUCCUGUGCCGCCCACCCUCGACACCAAGUCCUACCUCAAAUAUGACUAA